Solenopsis invicta (red fire ant) is the source of this 594-nucleotide messenger RNA. RefSeq lists its product as uncharacterized. Gene Ontology annotation, molecular function: nucleic acid binding. Gene Ontology annotation, biological process: DNA integration. The record is from RefSeq and is a predicted model, not a curated record. Bases 1 to 594 code for a protein of 197 amino acids. NCBI's taxonomy places the organism in Eukaryota, Metazoa, Arthropoda, Insecta, Hymenoptera, Formicidae. The transcript has 2 exons.
AUGCACCGCGAGAUAACAAUACAUCUGACCCAACCUCCAUCGGGACGUUGCCAAGCGAUUCCUAUCACAGACAUCGCAGCCAAAACUGUAGCUAAAACAUUUUACGACCAUUGGGUCACGCGAUUCAGCGCUCCUAAGAUCUUAACCACGGAUCAAGGAGUACAGUUUGAAUCACAAUUUUUUGCAGCUCUCUUAUCCCUAAUAGGCUGCAAACAAAUUCGCACUACUGCCUACCAUCCAGCAUCUAAUGGGAUGAUCGAACGCUGGCACCGUUCAUUGAAGGCAGCCUCAAUGUGCCACAAUACACCAGACUGGGUCGGUACGCUGCCCACGGUCCUCCUUGGCUUACGAUCACAUGUCCGUUUAGACACCAAGGCCUCCCCAGCCGAAUACAUCUACGGCACUACAAUACGAUUACCAGGAGAGUUCUUCCUUCAAGAAGAUUUCGAAUCAGAUCCCCAAAUCUUUGUUGAUGGUUUUAGAACAUACAUGCGUCAGGUCAAACUAGUUCCGGUACAUCACUACAAAAAACGUGCAUUUAUCUUCAAAGAAUUGGCUUCUGCUCUCACGUCUUCUUACGCAAUGAUACUGUAA